CGUAGGUUUAUGCUGUAGUCGUAUAAUUUGUGAAGCGCGAAUUUGUAAGACAAAUUAAGUGAUUUAAAUACAUUCCCUCCGUUAGCCAAUUAUCUGAGCUUCAACAGUAUGCGACCACCUAUUAAACCGGGACCCAAAUCAUUUAAGAACAAGACUUCAUCAUUGAGAAAAUCACCAAGGCGUCCGGCAACAGAUUUAGGUGAUUCAGAUACUAGUAGCGAAGUGGACCAAGUUUUAGAAAGAGUUGAUCAGCGCACUCACAGCCACCUACGAACGAACAUUUCAAAAGGACAACGUUCCCACGGGAAUGAUUUAGCACAACACAGUGGAAGAAACUUUCAAAGUAUGGGGGAGUCAAGUCAAAUUGAUCCUAUACAACGGCCUAUGACAGUUAAGUUAGUGAAGCGCAACAGAAAAGGCGUUCCGAAUCGAAACUUUGUGAAAAGUUAUAAACUACUAGUAAAUCGUGUGGAUUUUAUGAUACCCCGUGCAUCGUUUUCUCGUAUUGUACGUGAAAUUUUAAUGAGUUUAGAUACGAAUGUUCAAUAUAUAACUCAAACCGCUUUUGAAGCUCUCCAGACAGCCACUGAAGCGUAUAUUGAGGGCCGUUUGGAAGAUGCUAAUUUAUUAGCAUUGCAUGCGCGUAGAGUCACCUUAAUGGUUAGAGAUUUGCAGCUUAUAAAUUAUUUACGGUGUCGCGAAAGAUAAAGCAAAUCUAAAAUGUAACUUAUCGGAAUGUAUGUAUAUAUAAUUCAAAAUGUUUAUUUAAGUAGAAAGUUAUCAGUUUUUAAAAAAGU
Messenger RNA from Bactrocera tryoni, 797 nucleotides. Its product is annotated as histone H3.3 type b-like. Lineage: Eukaryota; Metazoa; Arthropoda; Insecta; Diptera; Tephritidae. Gene Ontology annotation, cellular component: nucleosome. The coding region runs from base 109 to 708 and encodes 199 amino acids. The transcript has 2 exons. Gene Ontology annotation, molecular function: protein heterodimerization activity; structural constituent of chromatin; DNA binding. The record is from RefSeq and is a predicted model, not a curated record.